Molecule: messenger RNA, 249 nt
Organism: Arctia plantaginis
Lineage: Eukaryota; Metazoa; Arthropoda; Insecta; Lepidoptera; Erebidae
Source: the annotation of a GenBank genome assembly
AUGUUAAGUCAAUUAGGCGCCGACUCCCUUAUUAAGGGGCGGAUAUAUGCGGAUAUAAGUGCUUCGGGGCGCGUUGGGUCGGAAACUAAAAUCGUGGCGCGGUUUGCGCCCCUGAUUUUGAUCACUUGGAGUUCAGCAAACGGCAGUGAAGGUACGAGGUCGUUUACGAAUUUGCUAAAACAUCGCAACUUUAGAGGAUUGUCGAAGAAUAUGGACGAUAAAUCAUGCUUAUUGAGGAGUUGGAAAUGA